CGUGUGGUCCAUUAUUCACUGAGCAGCCCUCCUCACCGACAACACGUCUGGUAAUCAAGAUGGCAAUCAACAAAAAAAUACUUUGUUUUCUAGCAUCCUUUUCCUUGUUUUACAUCAAUCCUGGCGCCGCCAUAGCCACAACAUCAACACCUACUGAUGUUUCAUGCCAAGCCCCUGGAACAGUAAAUGUUAGCGUCAGUGACGGAACUAUCGGAAGUGUUUUGGUGGAAUGCGAAUACGAAGGAAACAACACCGUGAGAACCAUACAGAAUAGUGGACCCACCGACAGUAUCAGUGUUCCUAACUGCACUAUAAACAAACCUGUGACACUUGUUCUUUUCAAUGACACACAUAAUGCGUCACUUGGAGUUGUUAUAAAGAAGGACGAAUCGUAUGUAGUUAAAGAGAUCAUCGUCAUUUGUAACGGAUCACACAUGACAGUCAAAGAAAGUUUCAACAAUUCCGUUCUUGCCCCAACGGUGCUUACAAACAUUCCGCUGCACAAUACAUUGACCAUGAAAGUGACAGACGAAAAGAGUAACAACCUGGCCACUGCUGUUGAUAUAGCACACAAUUAUAGGUUAAACAUUACCGGCCCAGACAGUUUGUUUCUUCUCGUUGAAUCGUGUGAUGCUGCCUCAGAUUCUAGUUUCAAGAAGGAUUUAGUGCAGUUAUACGUCGACAGGAAACCAAACGAUGAUUUUGGUGUUUUAGGAACAUUUUUAAAUAAUAUAACUAAAACAACUGAAGCUACUAUGGUUGGUUUCCGAUUAGUUGAUUCUCCUGUUGUAUACCUACGCUGUGUGGUCGAUGUUUGUAAUGAGGCCGGUUGUCCAUCUCUGACUCCCUCAACGUCACAGUCAAUCACUGGAUCAGGUCGCAGACGGAGGAAUGUGGACACAACUAAUCGAAGAGUGACUCUGUCAACCUCAUUCAGAGUAGAACCGUUAUUUACAACAAGUGGUGUUAAUGGUUCUAUCAUUGGUGACAGGAAAUAUGCUUUCAUAGCAAUCCUAUUACUUGCAAAGUAUUUCCACUUUUUCCGUUAAACCUACGCAAAUAUUCAGCCCGACAAAUUUGUGUAGGAGAAAAAAAAGACAUUGUUUAAUUUAUUCAAUUUAAAAUUCUAAAAGGACUUAAUGAUGUAAUUUUAUCAUGAGAAACAUAGUAGAAUUGCGUUCACCAUUUUUUCCAUUUUUUAUAUUCAUGUUAGAUAUAUCUUUUUCGUAUUUUUUAACUUAACGACACCCUUAGAGUUGCUUGUUCUUGAACUAAAAACAUCAUGGGCCGGUCUAGUACCAACAAGGAUAUAUUUUGUAAUAAUAUAUAUGAUGUAAAUAUUAACAAAAUAUAUAUUAUAUGAGAUAUGAUUUGUUUUUAGUUAAACGCAGGGUUCUCACCAGAUAUAAGCAAUCAACACAGGCUGAGAAUGACCGAAAUUGUUGAUUAUACUGGGAACACUAUGCCCCGUCC
This is a messenger RNA of Mizuhopecten yessoensis (Yesso scallop), 1473 nucleotides long. RefSeq lists its product as uncharacterized. NCBI's taxonomy places the organism in Eukaryota, Metazoa, Mollusca, Bivalvia, Pectinida, Pectinidae. The transcript is spliced from 9 exons. Bases 60 to 1049 code for a protein of 329 amino acids. The record is from RefSeq and is a predicted model, not a curated record.